Morone saxatilis (striped sea-bass) is the source of this 1171-nucleotide messenger RNA. RefSeq names its product ornithine decarboxylase-like. Gene Ontology annotation, cellular component: cytoplasm. The record is from RefSeq and is a predicted model, not a curated record. Gene Ontology annotation, molecular function: ornithine decarboxylase activity. NCBI's taxonomy places the organism in Eukaryota, Metazoa, Chordata, Actinopteri, Moronidae.
UGUUGGUGUGAAAAAAGGAUUUAUACAAGCAAUAAUAAUUUUUUAUGUGAUCUGGUUCUGUUUUUGUAAAUGUAAACUUACAGUUAUUAAUUGUAUGCUUUUGUCAUCCCUUGCAUCACCAGUAACUACAAAUGGAUCAGUCUUGAACGUUUUGUCCCCUGAGAAUUGUGACAUUGAAAUUUUAGACAAUGGAAGGACCAUCAAUGAUUUCAUAGACAAUAAAAUACAAGAGCUUGGUUCAGAGGACAGUGAACAGCCAUUCUAUGUGGCAAAUCUAGAUGAUAUGGUUAAGAAGCACCUGAGAUGGCUCACUAACUUACCUCGAGUCAAGCCUUUCUAUGCACUGAAGUGCAACAGCUCACCAGCGGUUUUGAGGAUGAUGAUUGCUCUGGGCACAGGUUUUGACUGUGCUAGCAAGGGUGAGAUUCAGCUGGCCCUGUCCCUCGGAGUAUCACCGGAUAAAAUCAUUUAUGCACACACAACCAAACCACGGUCGCACAUCAAAUAUGCCCGUACUCAUGGAGUAAAUAUGAUGACUUUUGACAGUGAGGAUGAACUCGUAAAAAUUUCUUUCUGUCAUCCUACAGCCAAACUGCUACUCCGCAUCGCAGUGGAUGACACUGGCGCGGUGAUAAGACUAAGUUCAAAGUUUGGAGCCAGACUGUGGACAGUGGAUAAGCUGCUGGAGCGUGCUCGGGAGCUGGACCUGGAUGUCAUUGGGGUCAGCUUCCAUGUAGGCAGCGGGUGCACUGAAAGUUCGGCAUUCAAACAGGCCAUAGCAGAUGCCCGACAUGUUUUUGACAUAGCGAUUUCGUUGGGAUUCCAGAUGACUCUCUUGGACAAUGGAGGAGGUUUCACUGGGAGAAAUGACUUCAAAGUCACAUUUGAAGAGUUUUCAGAAGUCAUUAAUGGAGCACUGGAUGAAUACUUCCCCUCUGACAGUGAGGUGGAGAUCAUCGCCGAGCCAGGCCGAUACUAUGUGGAAUCAUCCUUCACACUGGCAGCAAACGUCAUUGCCAAAAGAGUCGUCGAUGAUACGGAACACAGUGAAAUUGUGGAAAACAGCCCUGACAGAACGAUGAUGUACUACCUUAAUGAUGGACUGUACGGUUCCCUGAGUCCCAUCAUCGAUGAACCCUCUUACUACAAGUUUGAACCAUACUGUCACAGG